Molecule: messenger RNA, 426 nt
Organism: Gossypium arboreum
Lineage: Eukaryota; Viridiplantae; Streptophyta; Magnoliopsida; Malvales; Malvaceae
Exons: 2
Coding region: 1-426 (141 amino acids)
Source: RefSeq, a predicted model, not a curated record
AUGAGCAUUUAUGAAACUCCGGCCCACUGUUAUAAUAUUGAAGAAGACGAAGAAAAAGAUGAUCACCCUUGGUAUCACGAUAUAUUGAAAUACGUGAAGAAUCAUGAAUACCCGGACCAGGCAAGCGAGAAUGACAAAAGAAUGCUGAGAAGCUUGGCCAUCAAUUACGUCUUAGAUGGGGAGAUCCUAUACAAAAGGAGAAAUGAUCAGGUGCUAUUAAGAUGCGUAGACGCUGUAGAAGCUAAUAAAAUCUUGGAAGAAGUCUAUGAAGGCGUCUGUGGGACGCACGCUAAUGACUUCACAAUGGCCAGUCAGAACCUCGAUUGGGGCAAUGCCUUUCUCUUUGGUCUACGGAAUGGAAGCGGUCUUGCCAGUCGAAGUCGAGAUCCCGUCCCUUCGAACGUUGUUGGAACUAAAGUUGGAUGA